UCCCGAGCGACACUCAGCGGCGAUGAGGGUCUGCGGAAGGAGUGGUGGAUUGGUCGUGGUGGAGCGCUUGGUGUUUGCCGCCGACGCCGGGGACUCCGACCCAUGCUCCAGGGCGGUGUUGUUCGCAGGACAGCUGCCAAAUCUGCACAAACUUGCCUGGAACCAAGUGAAGGGGAAGCUGGAGCCCCGGGUGACCCAGGAGGUCUGGCAGACAGCACUGAGAACUUUGAAUCCAAAUCCUACAGCUACUUGCUCUCUUUGGCUCAAUUAUGCUCUAGUGGCAGCACUCCGGUCCAAAGUCAGUCGUCACAACAGUCCAUCUUCAGCUCACUUUCUCACACGAUUGAUUAGUAGUUCCUUGACUCGAAGAACCAACCAGUGCAUUGUGUUGGUCUGUGAAUAUGCAGAGGUUUUUGCCUUAGCAUGUGCACUAACAAGAGCGUUUCCUUUGUUCACUCGACGCACUGGAAUGCAUGAACAUGAAGACAAGAUCACUGUUACUGUAGAGUUUAUUCUAGUGGGAGAAAAUACCAAGCCACUCUGUGAAUCUGCACUUGAAUGUUUGUUAAAUGCUGCUGAAGGCAUCCGAUUAGCAGCUCGUAUUGUGGAUAUGCCAUGCUGUGAGAUGAAUACCGAUGACUUCCUUGAGGAAAUCAACCUUGUUGGAUCUGAACUGGGUAUUAUUCCCACAAUUAUCCGUGGGGAGGAACUAAAUCACAAGGGAUUUGGAGGCAUUUAUGGAGUUGGAAAAGCUGCAGUGAACCCUCCUGCUCUUGCAAUACUUAGUCAUACACCAGAGGAUGCUACGCAAACUAUAGCCUGGGUCGGCAAGGGUAUCGUUUAUGAUACCGGUGGUCUCAGCAUUAAAUCAAAGUCACAGAUGACAGGGAUGAAGAGAGAUUGUGGAGGAGCUGCUGCUGUCCUUGGAGCCUUCCGAGCAGCAGUGAAACAGGGUUUUAAAGAAAACUUGCAUGCAUUGUUCUGCUUGGCUGAGAAUGCAGUAGGAGCUGAAGCCACAAGACCUGAUGACAUUCACCAACUGUAUUCUGGAAAAACUGUUGAGAUCAAUAACACAGAUGCAGAAGGUUCUCUGGUUUUGGCUGAUGGAGUAUCCUAUGCGUGUAAAGAUCUCAAAGCAGACAUCAUAGUAGAUAUUGCAACUUCAGCUGGAGCUCAGGGUAUUGUGACUGGGAAGUACCAUGGUGGAUUGCUUACCAAUAAUGAGGAGUGGGAACAGGCCUGUGUUAAAGCCGGACAAAACAGUGGAGAUCUUGUGCACCCAUUGGUUUACUGCCCAGAACUCCACUUCAGUGAAUUUACUUCAACUGUGGCAGAUAUGAAAAAUUUUGCGUCUGAUCAUGCCAGUGCUCUGAGCUCGUGUACAGGCUUGUUUAUUGAAGCACAUAUUGGCUUUGAUUGGCCAGGAGUAUGGGUGCACAUUGACAUGGCUUCUCGAGUUCAUUCUGGAGCUCGGGCUACAGGCUAUGGGGUAGCACUACUUUUAGCAUUGUUUGGUCAUGCAACAGAUAAUGUAUUGUUGAACAUCAUUUCACCAAAUGGUGUUAGCUUUACCACAGAAGUUGGUAAUUCGAUGGAAAAUUGCUUCAAAAAGAGAAGACUGAUAUGAAUCCUGAUUGCAAUUGUGUUCAUUUUCUGCUUUAUGGAAUUGAAAGUAUUCAUUUCCUGAUCCUGUAAGAAAUUUUGCAUUAGUAUUUGGGAGCAUACAGUAAUUAUUUUUCACUGCUAUUCCUUAAUGCUGGUGACUUGUCAAAUAGAACACACAGCUUUGCUAAUGAUUUAAUCCCAUUACUUUUUGCAUGGAGACUUGCAGAGAUUGGAGUUGUAUUUAUUGCAGAUUAAGAGUUUUUAUUUCUAUGAAUGUAAGUUGAGCUAUAAUGUUUGGAGGUCACAUACUUAUACAAUGAAUCAAAUUCUCUUAUGUAUAGUGAUUAGCCUUAGUACUAUCUCUUAGCAGCUUAAAAUAAAACUGUUAAGAUUUUUUAAAGCAGGUUUAAAACAUUUUUGUAUAUUUUCAUGUAUUUGAAUAAGAUGUGCAUAAAACAUUGUAUAAUUUUCAAAGUUGUCCUGUUGCUUCUAUUUAACCCAUCGUUGCAUUUCUUAUCCUUUGGUUUUCUUUUAGAUUAUGUAUUUGUGCUAAUGUGGUGACUAUCACUAGAGUGCAAAAUUAGCAGCCCUCCAAUGCUAAUGUGCUAAAGUUACUUCUUCAUUGAUUUCCUCUUGUUACUCCAGUUUAAUAUUCUGAUGACAACAGGGCUAACUUCAAACACUUUACAAAUAAGUGGUUAAAAUUCUAAUACACAUAAGACUCAUAGCCUCAGGUGUUUCACAUUUGUGCAGGAGAAGGUAGGUACCCUGGUUUGUCCCCCGUAACCCUGUGCUAGGAAGAUUGGCCCGACUUGCCUUUGGGUGGAACUGGAGGAAGGGUUUUAUUGCCAUAGUUGACCCAAUUAAGUCAAGGGAAAUAAUUAGCAACAUGGUAAAUUAUUUCCAAACUCCUUCAGCAUUGAACAUUUACUUUUAUAAAUGUGGAGAUUCUUGCUUUAGUUUCAUUUGUAAUACAGCUACACUGUUAUUUUCUUCAUUCCCUCAAUCGUUUUCAGUAUUAUUAUCUACAUAUGAUUCUUACAUUGAAUUAAAUUGUUAUGAUUUACCCUUCAUAUCAGUGAGAAUUUUACAGUGUAAUUGAGGAGGUAUGCCAUUGCUGGUUCUCUUCAUAUAAGUUCCAAAUUCUGUGUUAUUGAUGUCAUUGUUCUGUUGCUUGAAUUACUAUAAAAAAGUAGCAUGAAUGGUGAGGGACUAUAAGCAUAAGUGCACUAAAAACAAACAGGUCUGUAUCAACGAAUUGCAAUAUUGGAGAUAAUUUGGAUGAAUUCACAUUUAUCAAAAUUAAAUGAUUUUUAUAUACUUGACCUACCCCAUUUCUAAC
This is a messenger RNA of Mobula hypostoma (lesser devil ray), 2947 nucleotides long. Its product is annotated as probable aminopeptidase NPEPL1. Gene Ontology annotation, biological process: proteolysis. The record is from RefSeq and is a predicted model, not a curated record. The transcript is spliced from 12 exons. Gene Ontology annotation, molecular function: manganese ion binding; metalloaminopeptidase activity. Gene Ontology annotation, cellular component: cytoplasm. Lineage: Eukaryota; Metazoa; Chordata; Chondrichthyes; Myliobatiformes; Myliobatidae. Bases 23 to 1627 code for a protein of 534 amino acids.